GACGGUUUGUACAAGGUGCCGAUUCAGUAUAGAUGGACUUUCCCCAUCUCCUGACUCCAGAGCUGUUGCACGCAGCACGCAAUCGGGGAGGACAUGACAAUCACCGGCAACAUCACCACCAUCUCAAAGUCCGACUCCAACAGCAGCAGCGCAAACACCAACUCUGUGGCAGUAAUGGCAUGCCAGUAACUUCUCCCCUUCAGGGCCGCGAACCAGUCAGAGACCCUUUUCUGUCAUAUCAAACUCCAAACAAUAAUACUCACACGUGGACAAACACCAAUACCGGCACGAGGACAUUGCCAUCUUCCACCAUCCUGGCCAACACGAGGAGAAGUAACGGAGCUCCGCAGCGGCGCGACGCCCCGGGCGGCGAGGACGCCCAGCGUGAGAUCGGUCAAUUCUUCAUUCAAAGUAUCGAAUACCCUCGCGGUCACUUCUUCGUGACGCCGAAACCCGAAGAGAUCUCGCACCCUGAUCCACCCAUCAUCAAACGACCUUGCUACCCAGAGAUGCGACGACACUCACUCGACCAUUUCGAACCGUGCAUCUUCUUCGUCCAGUACCCGUGCAGGGCCAAAUGUCGAAGCCUCGGCAUCUGCGUGCACUAUCAAUUCGUCAUUCCUUGCGGCAAGUGUCCCGACGGGUUGAUCUGUUCGGAAUGCAUCCAGGGCACGAGUCCACAAGAACGUAUAAUGGCAACACGAAAGUGUCCAUUGCAUCAAGACCCGAACCAACCCAAUCCCAUUGGCAACCGAAUGGAGGAUUUCUUAGCGACAGAAGCACAAAAGGUGGCAUGUGAAGAGAUCCUAUUCCGAUCAAGAACAGGUCAAUGGGAAGACCUUCCCGUUCCAUCACUACUGAUGAAUGACAAUUGGACGGGACAACAACCACACGAAGAAGAAGACUAUUGUCCUCGAGUAGAAGGACAAGAACGAUGGUGCGACGACAACAACGACAACAACGACAACAACAAUAGAGAAAGAACUCCGAGGAACUUUGACGACGUUCAAAUGUUGGACAGUACAACAAUAUUUGAUAAACAUGAACAUGAAGAACGUGACCUCGAUUUUGGUUUACUUGAUCAAAAGACAGCAGCACGUUGCUUUCAACCUAUCGAGAAGGAGAAGCAACAGCAGCAGCAGAAGGAAACCAUCAAGACCCUCAACAACAACAACGACGACGACAUGUUUUCUUUCGAUGUGUUUGGAGGUCCUAUGGGGAUGCAAUCAUUUCCUUGUGGUCUAUCAUAGUCGACAUGGUCCAUGGGUUCAUUUUUAGGGUUUACGCGGAUCAAUCAGGUCUUGUAGAAAUUUCUUAAUGGUUUAGAGAGUAAUGAUGAUGGGCGGGAGAGAGAAAAC
This is a messenger RNA of Exophiala oligosperma, 1358 nucleotides long. RefSeq lists its product as uncharacterized. NCBI's taxonomy places the organism in Eukaryota, Fungi, Ascomycota, Eurotiomycetes, Chaetothyriales, Herpotrichiellaceae. The coding region runs from base 33 to 1250 and encodes 405 amino acids. The record is from RefSeq and is a predicted model, not a curated record. The transcript has 2 exons.